This is a messenger RNA of Prunus armeniaca (apricot), 2487 nucleotides long. NCBI's taxonomy places the organism in Eukaryota, Viridiplantae, Streptophyta, Magnoliopsida, Rosales, Rosaceae. The record is from the annotation of a GenBank genome assembly.
AUGGGAACCACUUCGGGACCACAGUUCCUAUCGGAGGAUGGAUUACCGUACGGUAUGCCAAGUGGAGCAAGCCCCGCGCUGCACCCUAGCACCCCUUUCGGUAAUCCUCCAGCGCUUCAGACCACGGUCAAAGUGGAGCUUCUGGCUCAAAUGACUUCCCUAUGGAGGGAAAUGGCUAAGCUCCAAGAACAUAACAAUCUCCUCUCGUCCAAAACCCCUGGUCGGCAGAAGAAGGGAAAGAAGGGGGCAAAGGCAACGCCUGCGCCUUCCAAACAGUUGGUGGUCCCAGCUCCACAGGACCAACCUCACGUGCCGAAGAAAGUGUACACCGAUUGUCGUCAUCGGAUCAACGACAAGAAGGAUGCCGAACGGCAUAGGUCCCCAAUCAGGGUUAAUGCCCUCCUGCGGGACUCACGGAUGAAGGUCCUAGGAGAUAAAUCGCCCCUUAGGAGGGCAAGACCACCAAGUCCGAGGAGAACUUCCGAAGACUUCAGUUCCGAGGAGGUCCCAAGCCGAGACCCCGCUAUCCGUCUGCUCUUCCAGAGAAUCCAGAAGAUGGAAGAUGACCGAACCCGGUCCCAGGUACCUGAUUGGGGAAAACUUCGGUCAGGACCAUUUACCGAGCGCAUCAAGAAGUCCAGACAGGAUAGGGAGGUGCAGCCGUUGCGCAUACCAUUUUAUACCGACGUGGAGGACCCUUUGACGCACCUUCACUCCUUCCAAUUGGCAGUUGGAUGCAAGGGCCUCAGCGACGAGGGGCAAUGCCUACUGUUCCCAUCAUCCCUUACCGAAGCCGCUUUGAACUGGUUCUACCAUCUUGAGCCAGGGAUGGUAGACUCCUUUGACGAACUGAAGCAGAUUUUCCUCAAUCACUUCAUGAUCCAGACGAACCUCUAUGGGAGUAUGUUGCGCGCUUCAGUCAUGAAUACUCGAGGUGUCCAGAAACGGACGAUAAGGCAGCCUACGUCGCCUUCAAGAGUGGCCUUCGGUCCUCUCAUUUCCGAUAUCUCGUGCACAGUAGUAACUGGCGCACAUAUAACGAGGCACAAACGGAAGGACGACCAUGAUAGUCAUCAGGGAAACUCGAAGAAAGUGCGCGGGAAAUACAGUCGUAACGACCACCGUGGGCCGCUACCGAAUCACGAUCGUGCCCAGGAAGUUUUCACCAUGCUGAACACUACAUACGAGGCCGUUCUGAUGAACGAGCAUGACCAAAUCCUGAAGCCAACUAACCGAAAGCCCAAUCGGCAGGACAAUCGGGACACUGGCAAAUUCUGCCGAUACCACCAGCAGAACAGCCACAACACCGAAGACUGCGUUAGUCUGAGGAAGAUCGUUGAGCGCUUGAUUCGGGAAGGAAAGCUGGAUCAGUACAUCGCCAGGCCACCACAGGCACCGGCACAGAACGCGAAUCGGCAGAUCAACAUGAUCAGCACGAUCAGCGGAGGCCCCACUCUGGCGGGACCCUCUAACCGUUCAAUGAAACAAUAUCCCAUCACAUUCUGUGAAGAAGAAGAGGAAGGGAUCGUCUACCCCCAUGAUGACCCGAUGAUCAUUCGGGCCGAGAUCGCCGACUACGAUGUAGGUCGGGUGCUGAUUGACACCGGGAGUUCGAUGAACGUAAUUUUUGCUGAUGCGUUCAAAGGACUGGGAAUUGCCGACAGCAUGGUCAAUCGGCAAAUAACGCCCCUCCUUAGUUUUUCUGGGGAUCUGGUCCAGCCAGUCGGCAGUAUCAGUCUACCCAUCACCUUCGGCGUCGCCCCCAGGAAAACAAUGACCUACGACCAAUUCCUCAUUGUCGACUGCCCAACGGCAUACAACGUCAUCAUAGGGCGAACGACACUCAUCAGGGUCAAAGCCCACUUAUCCCCUCACAUGUUGCUGAUGAAGUUCCCUGCACGCAACGGUACAGGCGUCAUCAAGGGUGACCAGCUCAGCGCACGGACGUGCUACACGACUGCCCUUAAGUCGGUAGCUUGCAAGCCGCCAAUGGAAGCCAUGAUCGUGCAGGGACUACCGAACGGUAGCGCGAACAUAGAUGACCCCAGGGAGGAAACGCCAACGCCGGUGGCGCAGUCGGCUGAAGAGCUCGAAACUAUGGCGGAGGUCUUCGCCUGGUCUUACGAGGAUAUGCCCGGCAUAUCACCUGAUGUCAUCAGCCACAUGCUCAGCAUCUCCACCGCCCAUAAAUCGGUCAGGCAGAAGCGCCGUUCAUAUGAUGCCGAACGGUACGAGGCUAUGCGUACCGAGGUUGACAAGCUCAAAGCCAUCGGCUUUAUCAAGAAAGCUACGUACCCUGUCUGGCUUGCCAACUCAGUCAUGGUUCGGAAGACCAAAGGAGGAUGGCGGAUGUGUCAGGACUAUACCGACCUGAAUAAGGCAUGUCCGAAGGACAGCUUCCCCUUACCGAGAAUCGACCAGCUUGUUGACACCACCGCUGGACACGAGCUGCUCAGCUUCAUGGACGCCUAUUCAGGGUACAACUAG